UCAAGGCUAAGGGUGUCGAGAGGGGUCAAUAGACUCCGGCCGGGUGCUUUGCGGGGCGGGGUUGGCAGGAGGGGCCGCUGGCGGCGAAGGGCGAGAUGGAGGAACCGGAGCUGCACGGGGUCAAGCCCUACCUGGAGAAGCUCACCCUCGGGGUGACCCGCCUCUUGGAAACUUCUCCAGGAGUUACAGAAGUGAUGUUUGUAGAAAAAGAACCCGCGGAGCGCCACGCAAUCAUCUCCUGGGAACAGAAAAAUGCCUGUGUCCUCCCGGAGGAUUUAAAGAAUUUCUACCUCAUGACAGACGGAUUCUGUAUGACCUGGAGCAUAAAGUUUGACGAUAACCCUGUUUCUCUGGGCUGUAUGACAAUUAACAGCAUCUCCAAGUUGAACCGCCUUGGUGUUUCACCAGCGUAUGCCUUGCCCAGUGCUCCAACUCUUGCUGACCUGGAAGACACCGACGACGAGGAAGGUAACAAGGAACAACCGAAGAGGCCUCACCUGGAUUCCCGAUGUCUGAUAUUUGAAUUAGACCCCUGCGCAGGGAACGGGAAGGUCUGCCUGGUCUACAAGAACACCAGGCCAGUUGUCAGCCCUGAAUCAGAAAUCUGGUUCCUGGACCGAGCCCUCUACUGGCACUUCCUGACCAAAUCCUUCACCGCUUACUACCGACUUCUGAUCACCCACCUGGGGCUCCCCCAGUGGCAGUACAGCUUCACCAGCUACGGCAUCAGCCCCCAGGCUAAGCAAUGGUUCAAUAUGUACAAACCCAUCACGGUCAACAUGGAGCAGCUCUCAGAGGCGGCUGAUUCGUUUGUCAACAAGCUGGAUCCCAAUAAGGUUUUUCGCAGCAAAACCAAAAUGCCCAUAGUCAAGAAGAGGUCACCGUCCCAACUGCCCACCUCCCAGAAGGGUCAGACAGCAGGAGGGUCCCCCCGGAACCCUUCGCAGGUCGGGAGCUUGUCAAGACGACGUGAACCCCAGCCUUGAUCAAACUCUGGGGCCCCCGGGAGUCACCCAGCCUUCCAGCUCCGUAUCGCUCCUUCUGCUUUGCAGGACUUAAUAUUUAUCGCAGAAUAUUUACUGCAGAAGCCUCGGAGUCCUGGCUGAAUUUCCUUUGGGCCACACCUGCACACGGGGUUGACUCUUCAAACAGACCCAGGGCAAAAGCAGGGCCAUUGUUAAUGCCCUGCCUCCCCUGCCCAGCUUUGCACAGAAUUGUCCCAACCUCCAUAGCCAGGCUGAUGCUCACCUCUUGCAGAUCU
Candoia aspera is the source of this 1261-nucleotide messenger RNA. It is a transcript of the gene TPGS2, whose product is annotated as tubulin polyglutamylase complex subunit 2. The coding region runs from base 96 to 986 and encodes 296 amino acids. The record is from RefSeq and is a predicted model, not a curated record. Gene Ontology annotation, biological process: protein polyglutamylation. NCBI's taxonomy places the organism in Eukaryota, Metazoa, Chordata, Lepidosauria, Squamata, Candoiidae. The transcript has 7 exons.